Molecule: messenger RNA, 2153 nt
Organism: Achroia grisella
Lineage: Eukaryota; Metazoa; Arthropoda; Insecta; Lepidoptera; Pyralidae
Gene: be2
Product: juvenile hormone esterase-like
Exons: 10
Coding region: 66-1760 (564 amino acids)
Source: RefSeq, a predicted model, not a curated record
GCACGUUGUAUCUCGUAUGUACAAACACCCAACAAGUUUUCGGUUUGUCUAAUAUCUACAGGUACAUGAUGCGACCCAUUCAUUAUAUAGAAAUGUUAAUCACUUUCACUUUAGUGAUAUUGGUUUGUAAAGUGAGAAGUGAAACGCGACCUUCUGUGACAACUCCAUUAGGAGAAAUAAACGGUUAUUAUAUGAAAACUCGAACAGGCAGAGGAAUAUCGGCAUUCACAUCCAUACCGUAUGCCGCUCCGCCCAUAAGGGAUCUAAGAUUUAAGGCCCCAGUACCUAUAGAACCAUGGGAGAGAGCAUUAGAUGCCAGCAAAUCUACGCCACUGUGUAUUCAAAGAAAUCCAUAUGUUCGCCAAAAAGAAAUUGUAGGACAAGAGGACUGUUUAUAUCUAAAUAUUUAUACUCCUGACACUAGCAAUGAUUUGGUUCAAACGAAUCUAUUACCAGUCAUGGUAUUUAUUCAUGGGGGAGGAUGGAUGUGUGGAGAUUCAACUCCUUCUAUGUAUGGACCAGAAUAUCUGCUGGACAGGGAUGUUAUUCUAGUCACCAUUAAUUAUAGAUUGGGUCCGCUGGGAUUUUUGUCAACUCUAGACGAACACUGUCCUGGUAAUAAUGGUCUCAAGGAUCAGCAGGAGGCAUUCCGAUUUAUACAAAACACUAUCACUGCCUUUGGAGGUGAUAAGAAUUCAGUUACAAUAUUUGGAGAGAGCGCCGGUGGAGCCAGUGUUCAUUUUCACAUGCUAUCGGAGACCAGUGCAGGUUUAUUUCAUAAAGCAAUUUCAGAAUCUGGUACGGCCUUGGUGCCAUGGGCAGAAGCCCCUCCCGGUGAGGCACUUCGUAAUGCAUUCCGUUUAGCAAAAAUGCUCAAUUGUCCACAAGCACCGUCAGAGCAAAUGAUUAAAUGCCUUCGAACAAAAGAUGGUUACGAUAUCAUCAACACUGAAUUUAACUUUUAUGUAUGGGACUACGACCCCAUGACUCCGUUUAAGGCAGUGGUUGAACCCGAUUUACCUGGAGCAUUUUUGACUAGAAAUCCGAGAAAGAUUCCUAAAACCCCCGCAGUUCCUUGGAUGACAGGUCUAACCAAAGAUGAAGGUUGUCUGAAAGCAGGCUGGAUAACAACAAACGAAACAAGGUUACAAGAAUUUCUAUCCGGUAUUGAUACCAUUGGACCAAUUACAUUUUAUUAUGAAAAUUCACCAAAAAUACAUCUUAUAAAUAAAUUGAUAAAAGAAAAAUAUUCAUUACAAAAAGACAAUGCCGGUAUAAACUCUGGAAUUAUACAAAUCUUUACUGAUUCCUUUUUCGCGUAUCCUGCAAUAGAAGCCAUAGAACUUACAUUCAACUACACUAAGUCUCCAGUGUUUCUGUAUCACUUGACAUAUAAGGCUGUCAAUAGUUUUUCACAAAUUUUUGGAUAUGGCAACCAAGAUACAGGUGUAUGUCAUGCAGAUGACCUUAUGUAUCUGUUUCCGAUACAUUUUCUUUCCAAAGAACCAUCAACAAAUGAUGUCGAGAUGAGUAAACUUAUUAUUACAAUGUGGACUAAUUUUGCUACAAGCGGAGAUCCAAAUAAACCUGUAAUAUUACCAUACAAAUGGAGGCCUGUCAGUUCCGGCUCUAAGAUGGAAUAUUUAGAAAUAUCGUCGAAACCAAAAAUGAAAGAAAAUUUUGCUUCACACUCAAGGUUUUGGGGUACAUUGCCACUGUGGCAUAACUCAAGAACCCAUCGAUUUACAGACGAGUUGUAAAAAAUAUUAUCAUACUUAGGUACAUAAUUUAAUUCAUUAUAAACAUUUUCAUUUAUCACUUCACGUAGACCGUGGUCAAUCCACGGUACUAAAGAUUUAAAGAUGAAUACUACUUCAGAAUCUCUGUAUAAUUAAUAAUGUAUGUAAUUUUUAAAAAAUAUGCGAAGCCAAAAGAUUAAUUUAGUAGAAUAUAACACGAACUAACUAAACAUAUUUCAUUUGUUUGUCACUCGUUGAAACCUCUAUGUGUUUCUUAUUGUUAUGCUACUUAUCAUAAUAAGAUAAAUAAUCAUGAAUGUAAAUCGUAGGUACUUGUACCGUCUUCCGUACGAGACUGCAAUUUGUGAAGCUACGUCCGUGCUAAUGUCUUAAUUUAGUUACACUAUUAUAAAU